Trichomonas vaginalis G3 is the source of this 2283-nucleotide messenger RNA. RefSeq names its product ATPase activity, coupled to transmembrane movement of substances. The record is from RefSeq and is a predicted model, not a curated record. Gene Ontology annotation, biological process: transmembrane transport; lipid transport. The transcript has a single exon. NCBI's taxonomy places the organism in Eukaryota, Parabasalia, Trichomonadida, Trichomonadidae. Gene Ontology annotation, molecular function: ATP hydrolysis activity; lipid carrier activity; ABC-type transporter activity. Gene Ontology annotation, cellular component: membrane; intracellular membrane-bounded organelle. Bases 1 to 2283 code for a protein of 760 amino acids.
AUGUGGAAGUUUUUUGAAGUUACCUACUCAAUUUUAUACAGAAGAUUAAUAAUUUAUUGGCGCCAUAUAAUUUACUUAAUUACUUCGACCAUCGCUCUUGUCUUUUUCUCAAAUUUGAUUGAUCUUAUCUUAGCUUUGACGAGCCACAAUAAUUCAGUUACCGGAUAUUCACAGUUUCAACUAUUGAACACAAAAUCCAUCAACUUCGGCGUUAUUUUUACAAAAGAUCCCGAAAUUCAAAAUUAUACAAAAGAGAUUUUAGAAAAUGUCAAAAAUAUUAUUAAAUACGAUACAGGGAUAACACCAAAUUCAGUAAAUUUAAGCGAUGAUGAGUCUUUUUUAAACUAUAAUGAUAAAAAUCCCGAACAUCCUCUUUUCUUUGCGUUCAAUUUCUCUAAAAAUGGAGCCGGAUAUCCGAAAGCUUAUAUGCAUGAAGAUUCAGUUUACCAAGAAAAAUUUUAUCCAAAAUCUUCAGCUUCAUUGAUAUUACAGAAGGCUAUCUACAUGUACGAGACAAACAGUACUUAUUGGGACACCCAUAUUUUCUAUCAUAAAGUCAGUGCUGAAGAUUCCGAUUAUAAUCAAAAUAAAUUGGUUAUUUUAAUUGUCUGCUUAAUCAUUAUUGGCAUCUUCCCAUUAUUCUACACAAUGGACGACCUUUAUACGAUGAGAAGAACUUAUCUAGAGUUAUAUCAAUUAAAUUUACUGGCUUAUUGGACCGGAACAUACAUUGCUGACCUUAUUGCAACUACUCCAUGUGUAAUAAUUGCAUGGGCGAUGUUUAUGUUCAUGAAAUUCGAACUUUUUUGUGAUCAUCCUUAUUUAUCAUUAUUAUCUAUAAUAAUAGCCAAUUCAUUAUACGUAGAAGUAUCAUAUUUCUUUGCCUACAUGGUUUCUUCCAAGUUUGUGGCCUUUGUUGGCUAUGCUGUAGCUGGAGUAUCAAUUUCUGUAGUUUAUAGUAUGCUUUUGAUGAACGAACAAGGUGUAUUGUUUAAGGACUACUUCGAUAUACCAUGUUUAUACCCUUUUUCAGCUCCUUCUGCCAUAUUAACUCAUUUAUAUUAUUUCGGAUACACAAGGAAGGAACAAUACAUGUAUACAUUUGUUUGCUUUGUGCUAUGGUUUGUUCUUUUGGCACCUAUGGAGCUCAUGAACAAGAGAAUUAAGAGAAUGAGUAUUAAAUUGUCACAAAGUAUCAGUGAAAACAUGAUACAAGUUAAGGAGAGUCAAAAGAUAUCAGAAGAAGCAAUCGCCAUGGAAGAAGAAGUGAGAAAUUCACAUCCAGGUGAUUACAAGAUCAGAUUAGUUGAUGUUUGUAAAGUUUACAAAGAUACAAAACGCAAAAACAUCAAUGCAGUUAACAAUGUAUCACUUGGCAUCAAGGAUGGUUGUUUGUUUGGUUUGUUGGGUUCAAAUGGUGCAGGAAAAACAACAUUGAUGAAUAUCCUUCUGAACCAAAUACCUUUGAUGAGUGGAUCGAUUGAUAUCUCCAGUGAUGAAAUGAUUGGAUAUUGUCCACAGUUCGUCACACAUUUGGCAGAAGAAUUGACAAUUAUUCAAACAAUGAAAUUCUUCUGUCAUUUCUUUUGUAUUCGAAACAGUGAACGCGAACGUGUCAUUGAUCUUUUAUUGAACAGUUUGGACAUGACAAGACACAAGAACCGUGUUGUUAGUGAGUUAUCAGCAGGUUUGAAACAGAAAUUAUCAGUUGCAAUCGCGUUCAUGUUAGAAUCAAAAAUCAUUGUUUUGGAUGAACCUACAUCAGUUCUCGAUCCAAUCAGUCGUCGAAAAGUUCAUCAUCUUAUCAACAUGUACAAAGGAUCGAAAACAUUUAUCUUGUGCACACAUAUCAUUGAAGAAGCAGAGAGUCUUUGUGAUGAGAUCACAAUCAUGAUUGAUGGCUGUAUCCACACUAUUGGAUCACCAACAUAUUUGUCUAACAAAUUCGGUAAAGAGUGGAAGUUUGAUUUGAUCUUGACAAAUGGAGAUUCAACAACAAUCAAUAUUGUUGAAGAAUACAUCAAUAAUAACAUCAAAACAGCUAAACAACUCAUUAAACAUCACAGCUCUAUCAUUUACACAGUUCCUUCGAAUGAUAUCAGUAUUGCAGAUUUAUUCACAAAGUUGAAUGUUUUGAAGAACGAAGAACACGUUUUGAAGUAUUACACAUGCACAUCUUCAACUAUUGAGAAUGUUUUCACUAAACUUAUUGAUGAAGCACACUCAAAUAAUUCUAACAAUGAAACACGCGAAUCUGACGAAAUGGCUUCAUUAAACAUCUAA